This is a messenger RNA of Rattus rattus (black rat), 1895 nucleotides long. It is a transcript of the gene Neu1, whose product is annotated as neuraminidase 1. The transcript is spliced from 6 exons. Bases 177 to 1406 code for a protein of 409 amino acids. Lineage: Eukaryota; Metazoa; Chordata; Mammalia; Rodentia; Muridae. Gene Ontology annotation, cellular component: membrane; lysosome; cytoplasm. Gene Ontology annotation, molecular function: exo-alpha-sialidase activity. Gene Ontology annotation, biological process: ganglioside catabolic process; oligosaccharide catabolic process. The record is from RefSeq and is a predicted model, not a curated record.
GGUCACAUGCGGAUGUCGGACAGCUGGGUGGACUAAUUGGAGUCGCUGCAGCGCGGACCAAGGCCCUCCAAGGGGAGGGUUCGGAGUGACGUGCGCGCUUUUAAAGGGUCGAGGUCAGCUGACCGCUUGCCACCGGUGACCACUUCGUGGACGGGGAUUGGGGAUUGCGGGGAGCCAUGGUGGGGGCAGAGCCAAGCAGACCCCCUGGACCACCGAGCUACUGGACAGGCCGGCGGGGUCAGGGGCUCGCAGCGAUCUUCCUGCUCCUGGUGUCCGCCGCGGGAUCAGAGGCCAGGACAGAGGAUGACUUCAGCCUGGUGCAGCCGCUGGUGACCAUGGAGCAAUUGCUGUGGGUGAGCGGGAAGCAGAUCGGCUCCGUAGACACUUUUCGAAUCCCGCUCAUCACAGCCACCCCUCGGGGCACGCUCCUGGCCUUCGCUGAGGCUAGGAAAAAGUCUGCAUCCGAUGAGGGGGCCAAGUUCAUCGCUAUGAGGAGGUCCACAGACCAGGGUAGCACGUGGUCCUCUACGGCUUUCAUUGUAGACGACGGGGAGGCCUCCGAUGGGCUGAACCUGGGGCUGUGUUGUGACGACGUGAGACACAGGAGUGGUGUUCUCAUCUAUACCCUCUGUGCUCACAAGGUCAACUGCCAGGUGGCCUCUACCAUGCUGGUUUGGAGUAAGGACGACGGCAUUUCCUGGAGCCCACCACGGAAUCUCUCCGUGGAUAUUGGCACAGAGAUGUUUGCCCCUGGACCCGGCUCUGGCAUUCAGAAACAGCGGGAGCCUUGGAAGGGCCGGCUCAUUGUGUGUGGACACGGGACGCUGGAGCGAGAUGGGGUCUUCUGUCUCCUCAGUGAUGACCACGGUGCCUCCUGGCACUAUGGGACUGGAGUGAGCGGCAUUCCCUUCGGCCAGCCCAAACACGAUCACGAUUUCAACCCCGACGAGUGCCAGCCCUACGAGCUUCCAGACGGCUCAGUCAUCAUCAACGCCCGGAACCAGAAUAACUACCACUGCCGCUGCAGGAUCGUCCUCCGCAGCUAUGACGCCUGUGACACCCUCAGGCCCCGGGAUGUGACCUUCGACCCUGAGCUCGUGGACCCUGUGGUAGCUGCAGGAGCGCUAGCCACCAGCUCCGGCAUUGUCUUCUUCUCCAAUCCAGCCCAUCCCGAGUACCGAGUGAACCUGACCCUGCGCUGGAGCUUCAGCAAUGGCACAUCCUGGCAGAAGGAGAGGGUCCAGUUGUGGCCGGGACCCAGCGGCUACUCAUCCCUGACAGCCCUGGAAAACAGCACGGACGGGAAGAAGCAGCCCCCGCAACUGUUCGUUCUGUACGAGAAAGGACUGAACCGGUACACGGAGAGCAUCUCCAUGGUCAAAAUCAGCGUCUACGGCACGCUCUGAGCCGCGCGCCUAAGGACACCAAGUCCUGGACCCUGACUUCACAGCUCUCUGGACCGUGUGCAGAGGGUGCCUGAAACACAGCGCUUCCUCCGAAUUCCCCUUCAACGGGGAAGUCACUCCGUUAUGACUUAACGCCCAGCUUCCUCUUCCCAGAGAGGAAGUCCCUGCCUCACCAGGAACACUGGUUUUCCACAAUGUUGGGGACGGUCCCUGUCCAUUCUCCUCCAGGACAACGGAGCUGUUCCUUUCUGGGACAGGAUGGGGGAGGGGCUCCCCCUGGAGAGGUGAAUAGAUAUGAACUCAGGGAACUGGGAAGGCCCGGUGUCCUAGGGUAUUGGAGGCAGGUACUAGAUGUGAUUGCUGAAAGUCCCCGGGGCAGAGUGUCCUUUCAGCGCAAGGAUAAACACACACACACACACACACACACACGUGCACCCCCUGAUUAUUUAUGAAUCGAAAUAUUUGUGACUUAAAAUUUUUAAUGCAAAA